This is a messenger RNA of Sphaeramia orbicularis (orbiculate cardinalfish), 1916 nucleotides long. Its product is annotated as protein phosphatase 1 regulatory subunit 1B-like. The transcript is spliced from 5 exons. Gene Ontology annotation, cellular component: cytoplasm. Gene Ontology annotation, biological process: intracellular signal transduction. Lineage: Eukaryota; Metazoa; Chordata; Actinopteri; Kurtiformes; Apogonidae. Gene Ontology annotation, molecular function: protein phosphatase inhibitor activity. The record is from RefSeq and is a predicted model, not a curated record. The coding region runs from base 236 to 778 and encodes 180 amino acids.
AGAGAGAGAGAGAGAGAGAGAGGGCGGACGCGAAACAGGAGUGAGAAAGAAGGAGGCACAGCUGACCAGACAAACUCAGGACUCUAUCCAGACCACAAGACCCGGGUGGGCCAAAGGAUGCCGGUGACCACUCAUAGGUUGUAAAGCCCGCACAUACAGUGGACCCUGAACUUCACACAGACUCCGCCUGGACUGGACGUGCGCUCUCGGCUGUGGAGGUGACCGGCUGGAUGCCAUGGACCCACUGCUGCCCGCAGACACGGAGCUGAUGGAUCGGGAGGCAGACAAGGACGCGAGGAGGAAGAUCCAGUUCUCAGUGCCUUCCUCGGUGCCCCCCCAGCUGGACCCACGACAGGUGGAGAUGAUUCGACGUCGAAGGCCGACACCAGCCACACUCUUCAGAUUAACAGACCCCCCUUCACCAGACGAUGACACCAGCCCCCAUCAGUGGAUGCUGGCAGAGAACGGAGCCUUGAAAUCCAAAUUGGUCAACACGAUGACCUACCAGCCGCCCUCGCUCAAAGUUGUGCAGAAGAUGGCUCAGGCCCACCUGUCCUCUUUGCUCUCUGUGGACAAAGAUGAUUCCUCUUCUGAGGACGAGGAGGAGAAAAAAGAAAAGGAGGGCUACCAAACAGACUCAUCCAAAGAUGUGAGUGAAGAAAUAAAACCCUUUAGGGAUGAGCCUGCCCUGCCGGACGGUUUAAAAGGAAAUGCUAAUCUCAGCCAUCGCCACAGAGCUGAAGAAGAGGCCAAAGAAAGAGAAGAAAAGGGGGAGUGACAAAUGAAGAGGACUCUGAUCAGAGUGGGUCUGACGUGGCCUGUAUGGGCCAUGCGUGGGCGUGCAUGGGUGUGCAUAUGAAUGUGUUAUCUGGGAUUGUGUGUGAGUGCAUGCAUACAACAACGCAAUGGAGCUGAAUGUGGAAAAAACAGAGAAAUAAAGAAAGAGAGAGAGAGAGAGAGAGAGAGAGAGAGAGAGGGAGGAAAAUGAGCCAUGAGACAUUGAUGAAGGUCAGAAUAAUAAUAAGCAGGUUUGAGGAAAAAAUAGACAUCACCGUCAGCCAAAGAAGAAGACAGGGCUAAAUUCCAAUCAGCCAAGGACACUGCACUGAAAAUAGGAGAAGUGCUGAGAACUGCAGCAUUUUUCUCGCCAAAAGGAUUUAACAAGAUUCAACAUUUUCACGUACAUUCUGAGACCUGCUCUGUUAACAAAGUUUUCAUUAUAUUACAUGAAUGUGUAAAAACAAGAUAUAGAAUUACAUGUAUUUGCUAAGUGCAUACAUAUACAUAGUAUUGUGUGGGGUAUUCAAUACAUUGGUGCUAAAACACAAAGCUCAAAAAUGAUCUGAUGUACACACCUCAGGACGGGAACUCCAACGGGACAAUUAUUAUAUUGCUGACAAUAUCUUAAUGCAUAAUGUACAGACACAGUAUAUACUUAUAUUUUGUAUUUCAACAUCAUCUGAAAACUGAUGAAGAUAAUGUGAGUUUGUAGAGGAGUAUUAUUUGAAGGACCAGAUGAGGUCACUUUUUUAUGUGACUAGGGUCCUUAGCUUAUGUAAUAAUCAUAAUAGUAUAAAGGUUUCGACAAAUAAACUUUAAAAACCUUGUAGAAGUUUGCGUUCAAGGUUGAAAAAAAUAUCAUAAACAGGUGGAUUGCAGAAGACUGGAGUGCAGAACUAUAUUCGACUUAAAUGCUAAUAUUAGUUAAUCACAAUAACACUGCACAUCCUCGCUGAUUUAAUGUUCUGAAAAUUAUUUUUGUAACAUAUUAAUGAGUAUGAUUUGUUUAUGGCGACAGAUUUGGCAAGUGGGAGCUGGAAGAUUAUUCUUUUUUUCUCAAAAACUGUAUAAAUGAUGAGCAUGUUUGUAUAUAGACAAUGUUUUGUGUUGCUUGCUAAUAAAUCGAAUAUAUUGGG